AUGAUUCGCACAGCUGCUUCGAGGUCCGUUCGAUGGACGCCGGGCUCUCUUCAUUACUCGUUGCAAACACCGCAACCUUGGAGGACAAUAUCUUGUCUUUUCCGACCAAACCAAACCAGCGGGGGCCGACCCUUAACGCCCUCACUGGUUUCACAUCCUCACCGAAUCUCAGUAUCGUACCAUAGCUCCACCCCUCGAUACGCACAGUCACCCACCGCCGACGCUCUGAUGGAAAAUCUCAACGAUCUUUACGCCACCGCAAAAGACGAAUUUGAAAUCGCGGCUGAAGAGACGGAGAAGAAAACGGUUUAUGCCGCCGACGAUAGAGAGGCCGCAGUAGACGCAUUAAAGAUGCUGCAGGAGGCCUUCCAAAAAGCGCUGAAGGAGACCAGCCCAGAAGUCAGCAAGGAGAUUCAGGGUCGGGUGGGACCGAGGAUACGAGAACUGGAGAAUGCGGUGAAAGCAAUGGAAGAGAUGGCCAUGGAGGAUUGA
This is a messenger RNA of Fonsecaea multimorphosa CBS 102226, 492 nucleotides long. RefSeq lists its product as uncharacterized. NCBI's taxonomy places the organism in Eukaryota, Fungi, Ascomycota, Eurotiomycetes, Chaetothyriales, Herpotrichiellaceae. The record is from RefSeq and is a predicted model, not a curated record. The transcript has a single exon. Bases 1 to 492 code for a protein of 163 amino acids.